CUCUCUCUCUCUCUCUCUCUUUCCCUCUCUCUCUCUCUCCAUAAUUUCCUUCCUUCUUCCUUCGUUCGUGUGCGGAUGUGAUUAUAUAACAUGGAAAAAACGUAGAGAGAAAACCCUAAUACACUCUCUCACAAUCUCAAAAACCGCACAAGACGACUGUGUUUUACCAUUCUCUCUCUCCAUAAUCUGAAAUCUUCUUCCUUCUUGACGUGGAACUUGUCGACAUUUCAGCCCCAAAUAUUGGGUUUUGUCCAUUUUCCGGCAGUCGUCUUCUCUAUUGGGUAUGCAUUGGAAGGUUGAAUGGUUUUGAGGAAAAUUCAUAUUCUUUUCUAACUUGUAGAAAGAAUUUUGGGCCAUUGGGUCCUCCUUUUGGUUAGUUUAUUUUGGACUUUUUUUUGUGUACUUUGAGGCUCUUCCUGGGGUUAAAGAUUGCAGCUUUUUCUCCAGAGAACCUCGACGGUACGAGGGAAACAACCUUUUUUUGAGAAGAUUGUGAUAUUUUUCUAUUUGUUUGAUUCAAAUAUUUAUUCUUCUUAAAGUGAUUGGGAUUGAGUUGGUUAAAUUGGUGGAUGGUGCUCCCUUUUUGGUCCUUCCAUUUUAAUAUACAUUACCUUUUUGAGAGAAAAGAGAUGGGAUUUUGGCCCUUGUAUGAUAUGUGUCUGCAUUUAAAAUUUUGAUGAGAAUUUGAGAGAUUGAUAUAUAUUCCGAUGGGGAACAACUGUGUUGGAAACAACUGUGUCGGAUCAAGGAAGGAUACACUCAUCCAUUCAGUCUCGAGAUCACUCUGGUGGUCGCGAUCAACGGAUGGUGUUGCCAGUAGAGGAAUCAAUAGUACUGAUGCAACGCCGCAUUUGAGUAAGAAUCCGUCAGAAGGUCCUCUAUACGUUCAAAACAAGGCCCCGGAAGCAGUUAAGAUAGCUAAGGGAGACUAUAAAUCAGUGCAGGCUACAAAUCAAAAGGUGAAGGUUCAUCCAGACAAGCCUAAUGAACCGGCAAAGCCUCAGAAACACAAGGAGGAGACGUUACUUGCGAGGCAAGUAACACUUCAGAAGGCAGAGAGUAAACUAGCACCACCAACAAUUCACAUGGGAGAGGCUAGACCGGUACAAGUAGUAGCGAAAAAGGAAGAGACUAAGCCAGCAGCGGCGGCAAAUGUGAAACCCAAGAAGCCCCCUAUUGUCAAGAGGGUGGCAAGCGCAGGGCUUCAGGUCGAGUCUGUCUUGCAAACAAAAACAGGGCAUUUGAAGGAGUACUACAAUUUGGGCCAAAAGCUCGGACAUGGGCAGUUUGGGACAACGUUUCUGUGUGUAGAGAAAGCAACCGGAAAGGAGUAUGCUUGUAAAUCCAUUGCAAAAAGGAAACUCCAGACUACAGAAGAUGUUGAAGAUGUGAGGAGAGAAAUUCAGAUUAUGCAUCACUUAGCAGGGAAUCAAAAUGUAAUUGCGAUUAAAUCAGCGUUUGAGGAUGCUGUUGCGGUUCAUGUUGUCAUGGAAUUAUGUGCAGGGGGUGAGCUUUUCGAUAGGAUUAUCAAGCGAGGGCAUUACACCGAAAGGAAGGCAGCUCAACUGACAAGGACUAUAGUUGGAGUUAUAGAAGCCUGCCAUUCUUUGGGUGUCAUGCAUCGUGAUCUUAAGCCGGAGAACUUUCUUUUUGUCAACGAGGAGGAGGAUUCAUCACUUAAGGCUAUCGAUUUUGGACUAUCAAUAUUCUUCAAGCCAGGGGAUAUAUUCGGUGAUGUGGUUGGAAGCCCCUAUUAUGUUGCACCAGAAGUCCUGCGCAAGCGUUAUGGUCCAGAAGCAGAUGUUUGGAGUGCUGGUGUUAUCAUUUACAUUCUCUUAAGUGGAGUGCCUCCAUUUUGGGGUGAAACUGAGCAAGAGAUAUUUGAAGAGGUGCUGCAUGGCGAUCUUGAUUUCUCAUCGGAUCCCUGGCCUAGUAUUUCUGAAAGUGCCAAAGAUCUCGUUCAGAGAAUGCUCGUUAGAAACCCAAAAAAGCGGCUAACUGCUCAUCAAGUUCUGUGCCACCCAUGGGUUCAGGUUGAUGGAGUGGCUCCAGACAAGCCUCUUGAUUCCGCUGUUUUAAGUCGCUUGAAGCAGUUUUCUGCAAUGAACAAAAUUAAGAAAAUGGCUCUAAGAGUCAUUGCAGAGAACCUCUCGGAAGAAGAAAUUGCUGGUUUGAAAGAAAUGUUCAAGAUGAUAGAUACCGACAAUAGCGGUCAAAUUAGUUUUGAUGAACUCAGAGAUGGACUCCAAAGAUUUGGAGCUAAUCUAAAUGAGUCUGAAAUAUAUGAUCUUAUGAAAGCUGCAGAUGUUGACAAUAGUGGCACAAUUGACUACGGAGAGUUUAUAGCUGCAACAUUGCAUCUAAACAAAAUAGAGAAAGAAGACCAUUUAUUUGCAGCUUUCUCAUAUUUUGACAAGGACGGCAGUGGCUACAUCACACAAGAUGAACUUGAACAAGCCUGCGAGGAGUUUGGCAUUGUCGAUGUUCACUUGGAAGAACUGAUCCGAGAAGUCGAUCAGGACAAUGACGGGCGAAUAGACUACAACGAGUUUGUCGCCAUGAUGAAGAAAGGCAAUGCAGAUUUUGAUAAGAAGGGGCUUCACACCAGUGCCCUUGGCGUUGGAUUUAGGGAGGCACUAUCUGUUUGUUAACAGUGGUAGAGUGAGGCAUUUUUCUUAAUUGGCUCCAUUUUUCCUUCCACCACCUGUGAAUUUCUGCAGCUUUUCGAGAUUUACAGAUCAGAAUUAACGUCUUUGGUAAAUAUGAAUUUAAUCAAUUAGUUUUCAAUUCACUACUUUGUAUCAAAACAGACUAUCUUCUGAUAGAGAAAACUGACUGUACAUAAACACAAUAACCUUCAAUUUCUGGGUAUAUGUGUUUUUUUUUUCUUUUUCUCAAUGGUUUUUACUUAAUAAAAGAGGAAGGUAAGGCUCCCAACUCCGUUCAA
Messenger RNA from Malus domestica (apple), 2947 nucleotides. Its product is annotated as calcium-dependent protein kinase 26-like. Gene Ontology annotation, molecular function: ATP binding; calmodulin binding; calcium ion binding. NCBI's taxonomy places the organism in Eukaryota, Viridiplantae, Streptophyta, Magnoliopsida, Rosales, Rosaceae. The record is from RefSeq and is a predicted model, not a curated record. Gene Ontology annotation, biological process: protein autophosphorylation; peptidyl-serine phosphorylation; intracellular signal transduction. Gene Ontology annotation, cellular component: nucleus; cytoplasm.